CGCCUAGACAAAAGGCAGGGUUAAGGCAAUUCUGGAGAAAUGGACACACGUGUUCAUAUGCGCAGAAGACAAUCGCGUUAUUUGCAAGCUGAAGCGAUGGCUGGCGAUUUGCCUCCAGAAAUUAUGGUGGAAAUUCUUCAGAGACUACCACCAAAAUCUCUGGUAAGAUUCAGGGCUGUUUGCAAAACUUGGAAUUCCCUCAUCACAAAUCCUUCCUUCAUAUCUGAUCACCUCAACCGUACCGCCCAACCCAGAAACGGUAACAAUUUCCUCCUCCUCCAAAUUGAUCGUCCAUCUAGCGGACAGCCCAGCACGCACACAAAUGAUUAUCAGGAAUUUUACUCAUUCUACUCAUAUAAUCAACUAGCUAACAGCUUUUCUUCUGAUAGAUUCUCAUUCACUCCUCGAUUUCGAUUGUACGGUUAUUCUACUGUGGUUGGCACUUGCAAUGGGCUUGUAUGUUUUGCUCAACAUUCGAUCAUUUAUUUCACUACUCUCAUCAUUUGGAACCCUUCCCUUCGAAAAUACGUGAAUCUUCGUAGACCAAUCAUACCCCGCAGCGGCCACAUUCAUGAACACCGGCAAUAUCGGGUACUUUAUGGUUUUGGUUUUGAUUCUAUGAACAUGGAUUACAAAGUAGUUAGACUUGUGACCCUAAACAAUGAACGGGAUAAUCCUCAAGUUGAGGUAUACUCUCUUGCUUCUGCUUCUUGGAGAAGCAUUAGUGUUAGAGUUCCUCUGUUUUUCCUUCCUGCUCAUCUAAGGAGGACAACCCAAAUGUUUGUAAAUGGUGCAUUGCAUUGGGUUGUUAGUCGUAAGUACGGUGAUCAAGUUCAGAAUUUUAUUUUAUCAUUUGAUGUGGUUCAAGAGACGUUUGGAGAAUUGAUGUUACCGAGACAAUUGAAUGAAUCUCCUUUGAUCCUGUCUAUCUUGGAAGGAGGGCAUUUGCUUGCUGUGCUUCAUACUUAUUCAAAAAAGAACAUGAAAUUUUUUAGCAUCUGGGUGAUGAAAGAAUAUGGUAUAGUGGAGUCAUGGACGGAGGUGCUGCGUCGUGAUUUAAACCGCUAUGGAGGCAUAAUGACUGUAUUAGGUCUUACUGGUAAUGGAAAAGUGGUGCUGAGACUUUGUAGUGGAGCUAUAGUUUUACUGGAUCCGGUGGAUGAUUUGGUGAAGUCUUUGGGAGAUCAAGAAUAUUUUCAUGCUUUUGCAGGACCUUAUGCAGAGAGUCUGUUUUUCAUAAACAAAAAAACUAAUGUUCUCUCGUACUAAGAAUUGUUGGAAAAGACAUGUAAGAAAGGCGAGGCUUGCCAAAUGGAUUGAUCAGCUUUGCUAACUGCAUUCUUUCCGUGGGGAGUGUUUGAUUGUAGCAAUCAUGAUGAUUGUACUUAAUGUUCAGUUGUGGUGAUAUUAUGAUGUAAUCAAUGCUCAUAGCAUUUUGUAAUAAAAAUGUUCGAUUUGUUUUCUGUGUUUUUUUUGCUUGGCUAA
Messenger RNA from Neltuma alba, 1485 nucleotides. Its product is annotated as F-box/kelch-repeat protein At3g23880-like. The transcript has a single exon. Bases 40 to 1269 code for a protein of 409 amino acids. Lineage: Eukaryota; Viridiplantae; Streptophyta; Magnoliopsida; Fabales; Fabaceae. The record is from RefSeq and is a predicted model, not a curated record. Gene Ontology annotation, molecular function: protein binding.